CCGCCUCUGUGCUGUGAGGAGCUCGUUCCUGCUGCUCGUGUUUCUCUCUGUUGUAGUUUGAGUCGUUCACGUUAAAAACUACAACCGGGCCGGUUUACGGCGUGACGCGGAGCUGCUCACAGACCGGUCAGCCGUGACGUCACCAGGUGGAGGUGAUGGAGGAGUCUCCCCCGUCGUCCCCCGUUGUGUGUGUGAGUGUGUGUGACUCCGCCCCCCUGCUGUGGCGGCUGGAGGACCUGCGGACUGUGAGGUCUCAGGGUCUGGUCGGGUCUCUGCUGGGUUCUCUGACCCGGACCCCCCGACAGAACGGCCGCCUGGGCCGCCCGCUGCUGCUGCUGCCGGAGGAGGAGAGGCUGCUGAUGGAGCGCCAGGCCGCUGCUCCACCUAACCAGCAGGAUGGAGGAGGGGUGGAGCUUCAUCUGCAGGUGCAGCAGCACCAGGAGGAGCAGCAGAGGAGCUAUGAGGAGCAGAGUGGUCUCGCUCUGCAGGACAGGAAGUCAGCGCUGCUCCGAGCCAUGACAUCACCACACACAGAAUCAGGACCCGGGGUCGGAGACGAGGCCCUGCAGGGCCGCCUGGAGGCCCUGGACCGGAGCUUUACCUUCCCUCGCUCGGCGCUGGCGGUACAGCUGAGCACGGCGAGGGCGGGGCUGUCCCACUGCCCCGAGGCCCGGGCCUUCCUCCAGGCCGACCGACCAAUCAGAGGACAGGACGAGCUGAGCUGCGCUGCCGCCAGGUACCAGGUGUUCAGAGACCUGAGGGGGCGGGGCUUCUACCUGACCUCAGCCGGGAAGUUUGGAGGAGACUUCCUGGUUUAUCCAGGUGACCCUCUUCGCUUCCACGCUCACUUCAUCGCCGUCUGUCUGUCUCUGGACGAGUCCGUCUGUCUGCUGGACGUCCUCGCUGUGUCUCGUCUGGGAUCCAACGUCAAGAAGACAGUCCUGCUGUGCUCGCCGGGGACGGACGGACGAGUCCAGUACACCUCGUUACAGUGGAGCGGGAUGGUUUAGACCUGAACCUGGACCUCUAACAGAGGGCAGGAGGACCCCUGCUGGGCGGCGGGCCACGGGUUUGUUACCACAGAGUCCUUAAAGGAUCUCCUUUGACUUCAUGACUUGCAGAAAUAAAGACCUGGACCUGCUUAAAA
Anoplopoma fimbria (sablefish) is the source of this 1147-nucleotide messenger RNA. RefSeq names its product TSEN34 tRNA splicing endonuclease subunit (gene tsen34). The transcript has 5 exons. Gene Ontology annotation, molecular function: tRNA-intron lyase activity; nucleic acid binding. Gene Ontology annotation, cellular component: tRNA-intron endonuclease complex. NCBI's taxonomy places the organism in Eukaryota, Metazoa, Chordata, Actinopteri, Perciformes, Anoplopomatidae. Gene Ontology annotation, biological process: tRNA splicing, via endonucleolytic cleavage and ligation; tRNA-type intron splice site recognition and cleavage. The record is from RefSeq and is a predicted model, not a curated record. The coding region runs from base 156 to 1010 and encodes 284 amino acids.